AUGUCGCUACUGAUCAAAUUCGAGUCGAAAUCAGCACGAGUCAAAGGCAUAUCGUUUCAUCCAACACGACCAUGGGUUUUGGCGUCGUUACACAGCGGUGUGAUCCAACUAUGGGACUAUCGAAUGUGUGUGUUACUCGACAAAUUUGACGAACAUGAUGGUCCCGUAAGAGGAAUAUGUUUCCAUCAAGAUCAGCCAAUCUUCGUUUCUGGAGGAGAUGAUUACAAGAUAAAGGUGUGGAAUUACAAGCAGCGCCGUUGCAUUUUUACUCUUCUCGGUCAUCUGGACUAUAUUCGGUCAACAUUUUUCCAUCACAAGUAUCCAUGGAUCAUUUCAUCUUCAGAUGAUCAGACCGUUCGCAUUUGGAAUUGGCAGUCGAGAAAUUCGAUUGCAAUUUUAACUGGACAUAAUCACUAUGUUAUGUGUGCACAAUUUCACCCUUCUGAAGACCUCGUAGCAUCCGCCUCACUUGAUCAGACUGUUCGCAUUUGGGACAUAUCCGGCUUACGAAAGAAACAGCUACCUGGUGGCGGUGGCAGUGUCCCUAGAUCGGGAACAGGACCGCAAUCGCAGGCUGAUUUGUUUGGACAGCCUGAUGUCGUCGUAAAGCAUGUUUUAGAAGGCCAUGACAGAGGUGUAAACUGGGUGGCUUUCCAUCACACUAUGCCCAUUCUUGUGUCGGGAUCCGAUGAUCGCUUAGUCAAACUGUGGAGAUAUAACGAGUCGAAAGCGUGGGAGGUGGAUAGCUGCCGCGGCCAUUACAAUAAUGUGUCUUCUGUUCUUUUCCACCCAAAAGCUGAGCUGAUUCUCUCUAAUUCCGAAGAUAAGUCCAUUCGAGUGUGGGAUUUGCAAAAGAGGACCAGUCUGCACGUUUUCAGACACGAGAACGAGCGAUUCUGGGUGCUGUCUGCUCAUCCGAAUCUCAAUAUGUUCGCUGCUGGUCAUGAUAACGGCAUGAUUGUCUUCAAAAUUCAACGUGAAAGACCUGCCUACUGCAUCGCCGAGAAUCUCGCUUUCUAUGUCAAGGACAAGCAACUGCGACGUCUUGAUCUCACCACCAAUAAAGACCAAGGGACAUGCAAGCUGCGUGCGGCUGCUGCCUUUAUGCAACCCUAUUAUGCGCUGACGUACAAUCCUGCCGAGAACGCCUUUUUACUCACUAGUCGCUCUCACAACAAGGAACAAUGCUUCUACGACAUAUAUAGGGUGCCUAAAGAUUCUGACGGAAACACUGAAGCACCAGUGAAUCGGUCGCCAGGAAUCGCUGCUGUCUGGGUAGCUCGCAAUAGAUAUGCUGUCCUGGAUAAGAAUCAGCAGAUUUCUCUACGUGAUCUAUCGAACAAAGAAGUACGCAAGAUCGAAAUGAAUAUUCCCAUUGACGAUUUAUUCUAUGCUGGAACAGGUGUGAUUCUGUUGAGAAAUGAAGAAGGUCUACAAUUGUUUGACGUUCAACAGAAAAGAGUCAUGGCACAUGUUAAAGCUAGUAAGGUGCGGUACGUAAUCUGGUCCAAAAAUAUGGAGUAUGGAGCAUUACUUUCCAAACAUACUCUCACGCUUAUCAAUCGGAAGCUAGAGGUGUUGUGCUCCCAACAAGAGUCCACACGUGUGAAAAGUGGUGCUUGGGACGAUGACGGCGUUUUCUUGUACACUACUAGUAAUCAUAUCAAGUACGCUCUGACGGCUGGGGAUUGCGGUAUCGUUCGUACCCUCGACUUACCAUUGUAUUUGCUAGCUGUACGCGGUAGUACUUUGUACUGUUUAAAUAGAGAGGCAACGCCUGUCGAGGUGCCGAUCGAUCCGACCGAGUAUCGAUUUAAAUUGGCGCUGAUUAAUCGACGCAUUGACGAGGUGUUGAAUAUGGUGAAAAGCUCAACAUUAGUCGGUCAGUCGAUUAUUAGUUACCUGGAAAAGAAGGGUUAUCCAGAAAUUGCGCUGCAUUUUGUCAAGGACGAGCGAACCCGUUUCGGGCUUGCUCUUGAGUGCGGAAAUCUUGAUGUUGCUCUCGAGGCAGCUAAGAUUUGCGAUGACAAAGCCAUAUGGGAGGCUUUGGGUGAAGCAGCUCUGAUCCAAGGUAAUCACCAAGUGGUAGAAAUGGCUUACCAAAGGACAAAGAACUUCGAGAAGCUGUCAUUCUUGUACCUUGUUACGGGCAACAGUGAAAAAUUAUCGAAGAUGAUGAAGAUCGCUCAGAUGAGGAAUGAUGCUCAUGGUCAUUACCAAACAGCUCUUUACCUUGGCGACAUCGAGGAGAGGAUCAAAGUCCUGAAAGGUGUUGGACAGACAUCGCUUGCCUAUUUGACUGCUGCAACUCAUGGCCAUGAGGAAGAGGCGAAUCUUUUGCGAGCUGAGCUAGAAUCGAAGGGGCAGACUAUUCCUCCUAUUGAUCCCAACGCAAAACUUCUGGUCCCACCUCCACCCAUUUGCAAGUUGGAAGAGAACUGGCCUCUUCUUGCCACUGCACGAGGUCCGUUCGAACUGCUUGGUCUUGUACCUCCCAGCAAAGCGGGUACCGGAGUCUCCCAGAAACCGGCCGCUGCUGCGUUUGCCGUUGCAGAUGAUCUUGAGAUGGAGGAAGGUGCUGCAUGGGGAGAGGAAGGGGAUUAUCUGGUUGGUGAGGAUGGAGAAAUUGAAGUUGACGAUGAUGAUAUCCUUGCUGGAACUGCUGAAGAAGGCGAAGAAGGCUGGGAUGUCGAAGACGAUCUGGCGAUUCCUGACAUACCUGUUGGAGCUGGAUCCGAUGAUGUUGUGGUACCGAAUCGUGCUCAGCCUCCCUCAUCACAUUGGCCAGCCAACAGCCGUCUUGUGGCUGAUCAUGUUGCUGCAGGAUCGUUUGAAUCCGCGCUUCGUCUACUUCAUGAUCAACUCGGUGUCGUUUACAAGAAGCCCUUCAAAGAGGUUUUCAUGGCGACCUAUGCUUGCUCACGCGUUUCAUUUACUGCAUUGCCAAACACCAAGGUGCUUUUCGGUUACCCACUGAGAAAUUGGCAAGAGGCCUCUGGAAAAAGCGGCCUGCCAGCAGUAGCUGUAACUCUGGCAGAUUUGGCUGCACGGCUACAAGGAUGCUACCAUUUGACAACUGCUGGUAAAUUCGCCGAUGCCAUCGACAAGCUCCGCAAAAUUCUUCUAUUUGUACCGAUGCUUGUCGUCAACUCAAAGCAGGAGGUAGCCGAAGCAGAACAGCUCAUUGAGAUUUGUAGAAAUUAUCUGGUGGGACUGCUUAUGGAGAUGGCAAGAAAGGAAAUUCCGAAGAGCACGCCGGCUGAUUUGAAACGGAAUGCCGAGAUGUUGGCGUACUUUACACAUUGUGAACUACAGCCAGUUCAUCGGAUUCUCACGUUAAGAACCGCCAUAAAUGCUUUCUUCAAGUUGAAGCAGAUGCGAACAUGUGCAUCAAUGUGCAAACGGCUUUUGGAACUUGGUCCAAAGCCCGAUGUAGCAGCUCAGGUUAGAAAGGUGUUAGCAGCAGCCGAACAGGACAAUAAGGAUCCCAACCAGUUGGCCUACGACGAGCACAAUCCAUUCGUUGUCUGUUCACGUAACUUUGUACCAUUAUACCGUGGAAAACCUCAGUGCAAAUGCCCAUUCUGUGGAGCGUCGUUCUCUGUUGGUUUGGAGGGUACCGUAUGUGAUGUGUGUCAGGUAGCAGAAAUUGGAAAGGAUGUCAUCGGGCUCCGGAUUUCUACACUCCAAAAAUAA
Molecule: messenger RNA, 3696 nt
Organism: Haemonchus placei
Lineage: Eukaryota; Metazoa; Nematoda; Chromadorea; Rhabditida; Trichostrongylidae
Source: the annotation of a GenBank genome assembly